AACAUGUUUUUUCCUAAGUAAAUUAUCACUCGUUUGGUGCAAAGAUCGUAGAUUACUGAUGCGGUUCUCCUUUGGAAAUGGCGGAAGCGGCUGCGUCAAGACGGCCAACACGGUUUUUGACGCGAUACAUUUGGCAUUUCUUUCUCUAUGGCGAUGCGUUUAACGGUAGCUUGCCAGGGAAACCAAAACUGUUUUAAUAACGCGUGCUCAUGCGGCACACACAACUAGCUAUGAUAGGCCGCAUUUUUCAAUGGAAAGUCAUACUUUGUUUUUGCAUCAUCGUCUGCUUUGCAUCAGUUUUCCUCAGGUUUGAAAACAAGUUGGCACUGCUCGAGUCGUCCCGCCUAAAACUGACGGACACGGUUGGUAGGCUACAGCUGUUUUACCUCAAUGAGCGGCUGCAUGACUUCCCACCUGUGCAAGAGAGCCGCACUGAUGCACCCUUGGAUGACUUUGGGCUACCUGAGAAAACAAUGGACAAUCUUGUCAUUUUGUACAACCGGGUUCCCAAGACUGGCAGCACCAGCUUUAUGGGUGUUGCAUAUGAUUUGUGUACUACCAACAAGUUUCAUGUGCUCCACUUGAACACAUCCAAGAACAUGCAUGUCAUGUCACUCCCAGAUCAGAUUAGGUUUGUGUACAAUAUUUCCCUGUGGCAGUACAUGAAGCCUGCCAUUUACCAUGGGCACAUUGCAUUUCUCAACUUUGCAAAGUAUGGGGUCUCCCAGAGGCCCGUCUACAUCAACCUUAUCAGGCGGCCUCUGGAUCGUCUUGUCUCGUAUUUCUAUUUCCUCAGGCAUGGGGAUGACUUCAGGCCUUACUUGAUUCGUCGAAGACAGGGAAACAAGAUGACUUUUGAUGAAUGCGUUGCCAAGAAAGGGGCGGACUGUGCUGAAGAACGGCUAUGGCUUCAAGUGCCAUUCUUCUGUGGCCAUGCUGCAAGGUGCUGGAUUCCGGGGAACCCAUGGGCCUUGGAGGAGGCAAAGCACAAUCUUGUGAACCAUUAUUUCCUUGUUGGGCUGACAGAACAGCUGCAGGAAUUUGUGGUCAUGCUUGAGGCAUCUUUCCCCCGUAUGUUCAAGGGAGCCACUGACAAGUUCGUUACAGGGAAGAGGUCACACCUUCGGAAAACCUUCAACAAGGUGCAACCAAGCCAGGAGACCAUAGAACACUUCAAGCGUUCACCAAUCUGGCAGAUGGAGAAUGAGUUUUAUGACUUUGCAGCCGAACAAUUCGAGUUUGCCAAGAAACGAACUUUAGUGGCAACUCAGGAAGGGCAGCAGACAGAGCUUGGCCAGCAGUUCUUCUAUGAGAAGAUUCGUCCUAAGUGAUCAGUGAUAGUGCAGUGUGUGACCCUUUGCCUGGUUUGAAGCCAGAACUGCCUUAAACGGGCAGGUUUCAUCAAGCCAUUUUUUUCCCGGGGCUGUGCAAAUGCUUGAUGCUGGUUCUUUGUAUUGAAAGCCAGCGUCAGAUGCGCCAGAGUAGGCAGUUACCAAAGCAUUAAUCAGUAUGGUGUUUGGUGCUAGAGAUUGACAACUGCAUAUGCCUGCACAAGCCAUUUCAAAUGUGUGCAUAGCUCUGUUCUCAGUGGGUAAAACAUGUGAAAAGAGAAAAUCCAAGGUGCUUCAACAUGCUGGUAACAUUCUCAUCAUUAAAAAAAAAUUAAUUUUAAGUUCAAGAAGGUCAUUUUAUUGACAGGCA
Molecule: messenger RNA, 1701 nt
Organism: Dermacentor albipictus
Lineage: Eukaryota; Metazoa; Arthropoda; Arachnida; Ixodida; Ixodidae
Gene: Hs2st
Product: Heparan sulfate 2-O-sulfotransferase
Cellular component (GO): membrane
Molecular function (GO): heparan sulfate 2-sulfotransferase activity
Source: RefSeq, a predicted model, not a curated record